Ictalurus punctatus (channel catfish) is the source of this 1649-nucleotide messenger RNA. It is a transcript of the gene fgf19, whose product is annotated as fibroblast growth factor 19. Gene Ontology annotation, molecular function: fibroblast growth factor receptor binding; growth factor activity. The coding region runs from base 244 to 849 and encodes 201 amino acids. Gene Ontology annotation, biological process: positive regulation of cell population proliferation; positive regulation of gene expression; positive regulation of protein phosphorylation. Lineage: Eukaryota; Metazoa; Chordata; Actinopteri; Siluriformes; Ictaluridae. The transcript is spliced from 3 exons. Gene Ontology annotation, cellular component: cytoplasm. The record is from RefSeq and is a predicted model, not a curated record.
CCAAACCCCAACCGUCUGUUGGAUGUCCAGAAGGUGUGUUAUGAUCCCUUUCGCAGAAAUUGCCAAAAGGGGGAGACGGCGGCUUAUCGAUUCAACUGAUAAAGAGCAGCAUUUAAGAGGACAGAUGUGCGAGGACAAAACAAACGAAAAAACACACACGACCGACGAGAACAAGCGAACAGCCGCGCUCAUCGUACACCAGUCCCCGCACCUUGGACCGCACAUUAACUGGAAUACCGAGACAUGCUGCUCGGCAUUUUCCUCUGCGCGUGCUGCAUCGGCGUCGCACUGGCCGAUUCCGGACCACACCUGGCCAAUGACUGGGGAGAAUCUGUCCGCCUGAGACACCUGUACGCGGCAAGACCCGGUCUGCACCUGCAGAUCAGCAAAGACGGGAAGAUCGGAGGAUCGCACGUGCAGAGCUCGCACAGUUUGGUGGAGAUCCGCACCGUCGACACAGGCUGUGUGGUUAUUAAAGGUGUCGCGAGCUCACAGUAUCUCUGCAUGGAAGCUAAUGGAAAGCUAUAUGGCUCGUACAUUUAUAUAAAGGACGACUGCUCUUUUCUUGAACAAGUUAUGGCAGACGGCUACAACAUCUACGUCUCGGGCAAACACGGGACCCUCGUGAGCUUGGCUGGUGGGAAGAACCGACGUCAAAAUGCUCUCUCACAGUUCCUGCCCUUGCUCAAUUCUCUGCCACAGGAGCCUACAGAGUACAACGAGAGAAAAGUGCAUUCUGCAGUUGACCCAGAACAGGAUCUUCACUUAGGUGUACAAGCAGACAGCAUGGAAUCCUUUGGGAGGAUCUCCCAGAUUGUCAUUCAAAGCCCAAGUUUCAACAAAAGAUGAGAAGAGUUAAAAGUUUUCAAAGAUGGGACUCAGUUCAAUCUCUUAUGCAGAGGCAAGAGGCUGAACGGAACCAGCCUGGUCUGAAAGCAGAGCCCAGACAGAAUUUACAGACUUGGGGCAAGAGGAGGAUCAGGUUUCCCAAAGAUCAUUCUUAACCCCGGUUGCACGGGUGGAUUACGCAGAAUACGCUUCAAAGUAGUAGUUCACUUCUACUUCAGAUAGUAGAUCACUCCAAAUGGUAAAUGUUAAAGCUCAAAGUAAAGUGUGAGCAGCUUUAUUAGUUUUAUUUAUUCUAAAAAUGAUAUUCACUGCCAUGCCUAGUCUCUGUAUCGUAUAGUAAAGUUUUUUUUUUUUUUUACUGUGCACUUGUAUAUAAACUGUAAGACAGGAUUUUAUAUUUGUUGUAUUUAUCAUAGGCUGUACUUUAUGAACUACUUUUGUUAGACUCAAAUAUGUGUAAUUCUGAUCAAAUCUGGCGUCAUUAUGAAACAAAACGAUUCUUAUUAUUAAAGCUUGUGAUUCAAAAGAAUACUAAUCACACUAUUUGACAGAUAAAUAGUGAUGGAAUUGUUUAGGAUCACAAAUCUAAAAAAAAAUAAAAAUGUACAAUACAUAUGUAUGAAUCAAUCAAUAAAAAACACGUUUUUAAGACAAAGAACCGUAUGAACCAUUAAUUGCACAUAAAAUGUCACAUAAAAGUAUGUAUGGAUUUAUAAUGAAAUCUAAUAUCUUCCAACAUAUUAUAGUACUUACUCAUUCACUGAAAAUGAAUGUAAUGACAUUCUUUUACUGCAUUAUAC